CGUGCCCCCGGCGGGGCAGCGUCCUCCUCAUCGCUCUCGGGGUUGGCUUCUCCUCCCCUUCCGGUUCGGGUUCUGGUUCGGUUCGGGUUCGGUUCGAGAGAGAGGCCGAGUAGCUAGCCUAGUCUAGGGUUUCGGUAGAGAGGAAGGGAGAUCCAUGGCGGAGACGGAGUACCGCUGCUUCGUGGGCGGCCUCGCCUGGGCCACCGACGACAACAACCUCCAGCAGGCCUUCAGCCAGUACGGCGAGAUCCUCGACGCCAAGAUCAUCAACGACCGCGAGACGGGGAGGUCCCGUGGGUUCGGCUUCGUCACUUUCGGCAGCGAGGAGUCGAUGCGCCAGGCCAUCGAGGAGAUGAACGGCAAGGAGCUCGACGGGCGCAACAUCACCGUCAACGAGGCCCAGUCCCGCCGCUCCGGCGGUGGGGGCGGCGGCGGCGGCUACGGCGGCCAGCGCGGCGGUGGCGGAGGCUACGGCGGCGGCGGCGGUGGCUACGGCGGCCAGGGCGGCGGCGGCUACGGCCAGGGCGGCGGUGGCGGCUACGGCCAGGGCGGUGGUGGCUACGGCGGCCAGCGCGGUGGCGGCGGCUACGGCGGCGGUGGCUACGGCGGCGGCGGUGGCGGCUACGGCGGCCAGCGCGGCGGCGACUCCGGCGGCCAGUGGAGGAACUGAGCGGCGGGGCCCUCCAGUUAUCGAUCUAUCUACCAUCUCGUCGUCUUCGUCAGCAAGUUAUCUUCAGUGUCGUCGUCGUCGUGUUCCUGUGUCAGUCAGUCUUGAGUCGUGUGUGUCGUUCGGUCCUGUGGUGUUUUUGAUCGCGAGCUCGAGUGUCGCUCUGUCCGGGGUUAAUUAGAGCUGGUUACGCGAGGAAGAAACAACAUGUGUUAUCUUUCAGUCGGUCGUGUUCGUCGGUGAUGCAGCAAUCCCUUCUGUCAUGGAUUGGGAUGUGAUGUUGGAAACCUAUGUUUGAACUCAGUUUAAAUGGAUGAAGAAAAUGCAAGUGAUAGCUGCGAAAUA
Triticum urartu is the source of this 1012-nucleotide messenger RNA. RefSeq names its product glycine-rich RNA-binding protein-like. NCBI's taxonomy places the organism in Eukaryota, Viridiplantae, Streptophyta, Magnoliopsida, Poales, Poaceae. The record is from RefSeq and is a predicted model, not a curated record. Gene Ontology annotation, molecular function: RNA binding.